Candidozyma duobushaemuli is the source of this 1713-nucleotide messenger RNA. RefSeq lists its product as uncharacterized. The record is from RefSeq and is a predicted model, not a curated record. The transcript has a single exon. Lineage: Eukaryota; Fungi; Ascomycota; Pichiomycetes; Serinales; Metschnikowiaceae. Gene Ontology annotation, molecular function: transmembrane transporter activity. The coding region runs from base 1 to 1713 and encodes 570 amino acids. Gene Ontology annotation, biological process: transmembrane transport.
AUGUCUCGACUUUCGGGCUCUUCUUGUGAAUCGACGGCAGAUGCCAAUAAACUGGCAUAUUCCAGUUGCCAUAACCAAGACCAUAGACUGGCUGCAAAUGACUCACCCAAUCAGCUCUACGACACCACAGAUGAGAUCCAGCUCGACAGCCAGGAGUAUGUGGCUCGUUCGGUGGCGCCGCUAGCUGAAGAGGCGUACCAUGAAGAAUUGGAAAGGGUCUCUCGACAACUUACCAGUCAGAGCAGGGAGAAGGAUGCCUCUUUGGAUUCAGUUAGUGAGGAACUGGAAGAACCUCAGGAUCACCCAGUGGAUGGCCUUUUUGCAAUAUGGCAGGCCGUUUUGGCGCUGCUUUUGGUGUUUCUGACGUGGGGCGCCAAUGCUUCGUUCGGUGUGUUCUUGAACUACUACAUGUCCAAUAGCCUGUUUCCUGGAGCCACCCACUACGACUUUGCGCUUAUUGGUGGUAUAGUGGUGUUUCUAGUGCAAGCCCCAGCGCCAUUGAUAUGCUUUUUGGUUGCCAUGUUUGGCCAGACUCCUGUGCUUUUGCUUGGUUUGGUUCUACAAACGUUGGGCUACAUUCUAGCAUCGUUCAGCACGAAGCUCUGGCAGAUAUACCUCUGUCAAGGUGUUCUUGUAGGUGCUUCUUUUGGCUUGAUUUUUUUCCCUGCCAGUUUGGUGAUCCCAACAUGGUUUCAAAAACGAAAGUCCACCGGCAUGGGAAUCUGCGUUUGUGGAUCGGGUGUAGGCGGUGUGGUUUUCUCCGUGGCGUUGAAUAAGCUUAUUUCCCAGACAGGAGAUCAGCGGUGGCCGCUUCGGAUGGUUGGUCUUGUCACCUUCGCUACGUCGUUGUUCUCCAUCUGCUUCUUGAGACCCCGGAACAAGAAAACCAUCGAUAUCAACACUUCGAGGAUUACAUGGGAACGCACCCGAGCGAUUCUCAAAAUUGUGUUCGACUUUGAGCUUUUCAAAUCCCUCCACUACCUAGUUGUGGGUGUUUGGUUCACCGUGAGCUUCUUGGGCUACGUCAUAUGCCUCUACUCAUAUUCCCCGUACGCCUCGUCCAUCGGCUUGACACACGAUCAGGCCAACAAUCUUUUGGCUAUUUAUAAUACUGGACAAGCCUUGGGCAGACCUUUAGUGGGACACAUUGCCGAUCAUUACGGCAGAACCAACACAGCAGGAUUUUUUUCUAUUUAUUUGGCAAUCAUGGUGUUGGCUUUCUGGCGACAUGCUGUGUCGUAUGGAGCUUUGAUCGUCCUUGCUAUCUUGCUAGGCGGACCUUCGGCGGUUGGGUACGUCAUGAGUCAGUCUCUCGUUGCUGACAUCUUAGAUAUCCAAGAAAGACCUCAUCUUAUGCCUGCUGCGUGGUCAGGCCUCAACAUCAUGGUUUCCUUCAUUUCACCUCCAUCAGAGGUUAUAGCCAUUGCAUUGAAGGAAGAGAAAGCCUCCAAUCCGUUUGACCAUGCUCAGGUAUUCACCGGCUGCAUGUUCCUCCUUUCGUUCUUGCUUCUACUAUUUAAUCGUGAAUUUCUCGUUCGUGAGAGAUUGAAAGAUAGAAAACUGCAAGCUCAAGCUGCUUAUUUGCGGGAGGGCGAUCCCUCAGACGAAGACAAAAAGGAGCUUCUCAUGACCCAGAUAGACCGUUACGACAGAUUUCUCGAAAACAGCAUUUUAAACUAUUUCAUUCGCAUGUUCUAUCCCAUGAUCGUGUGA